Miniopterus natalensis is the source of this 4220-nucleotide messenger RNA. NCBI's taxonomy places the organism in Eukaryota, Metazoa, Chordata, Mammalia, Chiroptera, Miniopteridae. The record is from RefSeq and is a predicted model, not a curated record.
UUUUUUCCCUUUAACAGAAGGUGGCAACAGGAUUUAUAAAAGUGAAUUUUUAAAGAAGGUGAAAAAGAGAAGGAAAAUGCCGAAACCAAUCAAUGUAAGAGUAACCACAAUGGAUGCUGAGCUGGAAUUUGCCAUCCAGCCCAAUACAACUGGCAAACAACUUUUUGACCAGGUGGUGAAAACAGUUGGUUUGCGUGAGGUCUGGUUUUUUGGGCUGCAGUACGUGGACAGCAAAGGUUAUUCUACAUGGCUUAAACUAAAUAAAAAGGUGACACAGCAAGAUGUUAAAAAAGAGAAUCCUUUACAGUUCAAAUUUAGAGCUAAGUUCUUUCCUGAAGAUGUUUCUGAGGAAUUAAUUCAAGAAAUAACCCAGAGACUUUUCUUCUUGCAAGUUAAAGAAGCUAUCUUAAAUGAUGAGAUAUAUUGCCCACCAGAAACUGCAGUCCUUUUGGCUUCCUAUGCUGUCCAAGCCAAGUACGGAGAUUAUAACAAAGAGAUUCACAAACCAGGCUACCUGGCUAAUGAUAGACUCCUACCCCAGCGUGUUUUGGAACAACACAAAUUGACAAAAGAGCAGUGGGAAGAAAGAAUACAGAACUGGCAUGAAGAACACAGAGGAAUGCUAAGGGAGGAUUCUAUGAUGGAAUACCUGAAAAUUGCACAAGAUCUAGAAAUGUAUGGAGUCAACUAUUUUGAAAUAAAAAAUAAAAAAGGAACUGAAUUGUGGCUGGGUGUUGAUGCCCUGGGUCUGAACAUUUAUGAGCAUGAUGACAAGUUAACACCUAAAAUUGGUUUUCCCUGGAGUGAAAUCAGAAAUAUUUCAUUUAAUGACAAAAAAUUUGUCAUAAAGCCAAUCGACAAAAAGGCACCUGAUUUUGUUUUUUAUGCGCCUCGUCUGAGAAUCAAUAAGCGGAUUUUGGCCUUGUGUAUGGGAAACCAUGAACUGUACAUGCGAAGAAGGAAGCCUGAUACUAUUGAAGUACAGCAGAUGAAGGCUCAGGCGAGGGAGGAGAAACAUCAGAAGCAGUUGGAGAGGGCGCAGUUAGAGAAUGAAAAGAAGAAAAGAGAAAUAGCAGAAAAGGAAAAGGAAAGAAUAGAACGUGAGAAGGAAGAGCUAAUGGAGCGUCUACGGCAAAUAGAAGAGCAGACCUUGAAAGCCCAGAAAGAACUGGAAGAACAGACUAGAAAAGCUCUGGAACUGGACCAGGAACGAAAACGAGCGAAAGAAGAAGCGGAAAGGCUUGAAAAGGAGCGACAGGCUGCGGAGGAGGCCAAGUCGGCGAUCGCGAAGCAGGCUGCCGACCAGAUGAAGAACCAGGAACAGCUCGCAGCAGAACUUGCCGAAUUCACUGCCAGGAUUACACUUCUGGAAGUAGCCAAGAGGAAGAAAGAAGAGGAAGCUAAUGAGUGGCAACAAAAAGCUUAUGCAGCCCAGGAAGAUUUGGAAAAGACCAAAGAAGAGUUAAAGAGCGUGAUGUCUGCCCCCCCUCCACCUCCACCACCAGUCGUUCCUCCAACAGAAAAUGAGCAUGAUGAGCAUGAUGAGAGUAAUGCUGAGGCCAGUGCCGAGUUAUCCAGCGAUGGGGUGGUGAACCAUAGAAGUGAGGAGCAGCGCGUCACGGAAACACAGAAAAACGAGCGUGUUAAGAAGCAACUCCAGGCAUUAAGUUCAGAAUUAGCCCAAGCCAGAGAUGAAACUAAGAAAACACAGAAUGAUGUUCUUCACGCUGAGAACGUCAAAGCGGGCCGAGAUAAAUACAAGACUCUGCGGCAGAUUCGACAAGGCAACACGAAGCAGCGUAUUGAUGAGUUUGAAGCAAUGUGAGAGCUGUUCUUUUGCAUACAUGUUCUUCAUAAGCUGAACCACGAACAGAGAAAAGCAGGCCUUUGCAGAUGUGAUGGAAUGCAUCCCACCUUGCCAAAGCACUUAUACCAGUUUGACUGUGGUGGCUAAAGACGUAUUUAAGGGGAGCUUUCAACAUUAAGGCAGUGUGACAUCAUGCUUGGUUUUCUUUUUCUUUUGAGCCAGGGGAUGGAGAACAGUGUUCAUCACCUCCUUUCAUAUUUUGCAUUUUCAAUUUUUUUUUCCUGUUGAAGAUUAACACUAAUUAUCAUGUCUGACAAAUGUGUAUGUGUGAUUUAAGCACUUUGUACAUUUUGAAGGGUGAUGGUGAUUCAGUGAGUGUUUAGGUUGAAUACUGCGUUUUCCCUUGCCCCCUCCAUAUUUUACCUCCAUGUAGCUCCAUUCUCAUCAUGUUUUUGCAGUGGCCCCUCUCACAUUUAGCCAUGCCCAUAGCCUCACUCUGCUACCUACAGAUCAUUGGCAGUGUUGCACAUGAGGGGUAGGCCACAGGUGCACAGUCUUGAUCGUUGUGUGGAAGAUGACUGUGAAUCAUGAAAAGAUUAGAAAGUUGAACAGUGUAGUGUGCAACUGGUGGUUAAUUUUUUUAAUCCCAAUUUUAUUACAUUAUUGGAUAUUUGGUACUUACUGAGUCAUCUCUGACAGCUGAAUUGAUUGGUGUUUCAUCUUCUGUUAUCCUUUGGGUUUCUUUGCCUCCCGAUUCACAAAGGUGUAGACAGCAGGUAGUAGUUCCUUAGGAGAGUUAAUUGGUAAAUACUACCUGCAAAUAGCAUCCAAAAGAUUUUAAAAGUUUUGCUCUUUCAUAGAUUGGUUUAGGCAAACAGACAUGUAAUAAAAGAAAAUACACAUUUGUUGGUAAUUGAUUAAAAUCAUUAAAAACCCUGGACCUUCCUGGAAGGGGGAGCAUAUGCAAACAUCAGUCCCAUGCGAGGACAGUAAUGCUACCUCCCUGCUACACCUGCGAUGACUGGCUGUUCAAACACAAUAGUGUGCCCAAGCUCUAUGUUUUAUAAUACACAGUAAUACUUCAAUCAUGAACGACUGUUCGAGGGUUUUUUCCCCCCUCAGAAUAUCUUAAGAGGGCUACAUUUCUAACUGCCUUUUUGUUGAGCUGAAUUGUGGGACACUGAAUUGUAUUGAAAUUGUAAGCUCUCACUGGUAUACUAUCUUCCUGGAGAGGAGUUGUAUGUCUGGGUGUGUGUGUGUGUGUGUGUGUGUGUGUGUGUGUGUGUAUGAGAGAGAGAGAUGUUUGUAGCAUGUGAAGAGUGUACCUUCAUUUCUUGAUAAUUGUUACAUAAUCAUUCAGUACAUUUGGUUCUUAAAUCAUUGGCUUAUUUCUUUUUCAGUCUCUUAAGAGUACUUAAAUUUGGUUUGUUAAUCCUGUUUUAGAAAUUACAAUUUUAGGUAAUAUUAAGUUCAAUUAUGUCUUAAGAAAUCUUUCCAGUUUGAAAGAUGUUCUAAUAUUCACAUGUUCUAACAUUUCUUUAUUGUAAAAUCUGGAUUUGGAUAUAAGGAAAGCCUUGUUUUCUCUGUGUGGUUCAGCUACUUUUCAUUUGGUAUUAUGCAUUCAAAUUGACAUUUAUCUUUUAAAAUUGCCAUUUUAUUAAGACAUUUUCAUGCACAGUGGAUUCAAAUUGUGUCUGAAAAUAUCUCUUGUGCUUUUUUGAUUUUGCUGACUUUAAAAGGAUUAAUCUGGGCAGACAUUAUGAAAAGGAAAGGUUGCAUUUAAUAUAUUUUUUGGACUUUGUAGGACAAAAUAUAACUGGUUAACCUUGAAGUGACUGUUGUACAGUGGUUGUGCACAUGCUUCAAAGCACUGUGGGAGAGACUGUUUCUACUUCCACACGUUGGAGGAAUGCACGGCGAGCCCUGCUUGCCGUUCAUGCUGCAAGGCAUACAUUUUUACUUCUCCAAAGCACUAAAGCAGUUGCCAUGACGGGGAAACGUGGACUACCAUUGGAUUUUUAUUAAUUUUCUUCAUUUUGAAUUGUGUGCACUACCAUUGCUACAUCAGUUUGAUAUCAGUGUUGAAAAAUUACCAGUUAUAUUGGCUGUUUAUAAUCUAUUUGUAGAUUAGGAUUAAAAUGGAGUUAAUCCAUUUUUAAAGCUGUGUGAAUUUUUCUAAACAGGAACGAUUAUUUGCAAUAUGGAUUUUCAUAGUGAUUAAACCAAUUAUAACUUUUAUUAUUAGCAGUUGAGAGCACAUGUUCAUAUAGCAAUGUAAAAAUAUAUUAAUGAGUAUUUGGUAAAUUCCAACAGGCUUUUACCAUUAGUAUAACUGUGUUGUACAAUUAAGUUACAGUUACAUCUAUAAUUUUGGAUAACAUUCAUUGGUUAACAAUAAAGUGACAAAAACUCA